Messenger RNA from Zalophus californianus (California sea lion), 9931 nucleotides. It is a transcript of the gene AFF2, whose product is annotated as AF4/FMR2 family member 2. The record is from RefSeq and is a predicted model, not a curated record. The transcript has 20 exons. Gene Ontology annotation, molecular function: G-quadruplex RNA binding. Bases 178 to 3855 code for a protein of 1225 amino acids. Gene Ontology annotation, cellular component: nuclear speck; nucleus. Gene Ontology annotation, biological process: regulation of RNA splicing. Lineage: Eukaryota; Metazoa; Chordata; Mammalia; Carnivora; Otariidae.
UAUGAACAAGACCGUAGUGCACUUAAAAAAAGGGAAUGGGAGCGGAGGAAUCAAGAAGUCCAGCAAGAAGACGAUCUCUUUUCUUCAGGCUUUGAUCUUUUUGGGGAGCCCUACAAGACAAACAAAGGGGAUGCACUUGCCAACCGAGUCCAGAACACGCUGGGAAACUAUGAUGAAAUGAAGGAUUUGCUAACUAACCAUUCUAAUCAGAAUCAUCUAGUGGGGAUCCCAAAGAAUUCCGUGCCCCAGACUCCCAUCAACAAAAAUGAACCAAGCUUUUUCCCAGAACAAAAGAACCGAAUGCUCCCACCUCACCAGGAUAGCACUCACCCCUCGGCACCAAUGCCUCCACCUUCCGUCGUGAUACUGAAUUCCACUCUCAUACACAGCAACAGGAAAUCAAAAGCUGACUGGCCACGCGAUAGUCAUAACGCUAGUGUUGUCCCAGCCAGCCAGGCCAGUGGUCAGCCAAACAAGCUGCCGCCGUCUACACAGGACCAGCCCCCAGCCCGACUGGAAGACUUCUUUGUCUACCCAGCUGAACAGCCCCAGGUCGGAGCCGUUGAAGGGUCAGACGCUUCUGCAAAAGAAGACAGUAGUCUCAAGUCCAGUGCAGGGGAUACGUUCAAGGAAAUCUUUCAGUCCGUCUCACCAGAAGAAUCUGAAUUUACAGUGCAAGCUCCUGGGUCUCCUCUAGUUGCCUCCUCUUUGUUAGCUCCCAGCAGUGGCCUUUCGGUUCAGAACUUUCCACCAGGGCUUUACUGCAAAACAAACAUGGGGCAGCAAAAGCCAACUGCGUAUGUCAGACCCAUGGAUGGCCAGGACCAGGCACCGGACGUCCCUCCGACCCUGAAACCUUCCAUUGAAUUUGAGAACAGCUUUGGGAAUCUGUCAUUUGGAUCACUCUUGGAUGGAAAACCCAGUGCAGCCAGUUCAAAGCCUAAACUGCCAAAGUUCACGAUUCUCCAAACAAGUGAAGUAAGCCUUCCCAGUGAUCCAAGCUGUGUUGAAGAAAUCUUGCGGGAGAUGACCCAUUCCUGGCCUGCUCCUCUCACUGCCAUGCAUACUUCCGGAAACUCUGAGAAGAACACACUUUCCAUCCCGGGACAGGAAUCCCAACACCUGACCCCAGGAUUCACCUUACAAAAGUGGAGUGACCCGACCAGCAGAGCUUCUACGAAGAUGCUUGAGGACGACCUGAAGCUGAGCAGUGAUGAAGAUGACCUUGAGCCUGUGAAGACCUUGGCCACUCACUGCACCGCCACUGAGCUCUACCAGGCUGUUGAAAAGGCAAAACCUAAGAAUAAUCCUGUGAACCCACUCCUGGCCACACCGCAGCCCCCAGCUGUGGUGCCAGCCAGCGGGGGAUCUGGCAGCUCCAGUGACUCUGAGAGCAGCUCCGAGUCAGACUCAGACACUGAAAGCAGCACCACUGACAGCGAAUCCAAUGAGGCGCCUCGCGCGGCCACUCCAGAGCCUGAGCCACCCUCAACCAACAAGUGGCAGUUGGAUAAAUGGCUUAACAAAGUGACAUCCCAGAACAAGUCGUUUAUUUGUGGCCAAAAUGAAACACCCAUGGAGACGGUUUCUGUGCCUCCUCCAGUCAUCCAGCCAAUGGAAGUCCAGGUCAAAGUGAAGACAACCCCCAGCCAGGUCCUGGCUGAACCCAAAGAGAGGCCUCUCCUCAGUCUUAUCAGGGAGAAAGCCCGUCCACGGCCGACCCAGAAAACUCCAGAAACAAAGGCUUUGAAGCAUAAGUUGUCAACAACUAUUGAGACAGCGUCUCAAAGGACAAUUGGAAAAAAACAGCCCAAAAAAGUCGAGAAGAACACCAGCAUUGACGAGUUUACCUGGCCCAAACCAAAUAUUACCAGCAGCACCCCCAAAGAAAAAGAAAGCGUGGAGCUUCCUGACCCACCAAGAGGCCGCAACAAGGCCACUGCCCACAAACCAGUCCCUAGGAAGGAACCGAGGCCAAACGUUCCCUUGCCUGCCGAGAAAAAGAAGUACAGAGGGCCUGGCAAGAUCGUGCCAAAGUCCCGGGAAUUCAUCGAAACGGAUUCGUCCACGUCCGAUUCCAACACAGAUCAGGAAGAGACCCUGCAGAUCAAAGUGCUGCCUCCCUGCAUUGCUCCGGGGGGCAAUACUGCCAAAUCCAAGGAAGCCUGUGGUGCCAGCCUGACCCUCAGCUCCUUGGUCAGCAGCAGCAACAACAGCCUAACCACCAGUGGUGAGGAGCCAGCAUUUUCACCCAUCCCUGUCAUGCAAACUGAGCUGCUGUCCCCUCUACGAGACCAUGAGAACCUGAAAAAUCUCUGGGUGAAGAUUGACCUUGACCUGCUGUCUAGAGUGCCUGGCCACCACUCAGUGCAAGCAGCGCCAGCCAAGCCGGACCACAAGGAGACUGCGUCCAAGCCCAAGCGCCAGACCACUGCUGCAGCCACCGAAAAACCCGUCCCUAAGGGCAAGCGUAAGCACAAGCCAACAGAGAUCACAGAGAAAAUCCCUGAGAAGAAGCAACGCCUGGAGGAGGCCACCACUAUUUGCCUGCUGCCCCCCUGCAUCUCACCUGCCCCACCCCACAAGCCUCCCCAGGCUAGAGAAAACAGUUCAUCCCGGAGAGCAAACAGAAGGAAAGAAGAAAAGCUGUUUCCUCCUCCACUUUCCCCACUGCCGGAGGACCCUCCACGCCGCAGAAACAUCAGUGGCAGCAGUGGUCCCUUUGGUCAAGACAAAAACAUCCCUAUGAUCGGACAGAUCACCUCUACCAAACCGAAGAGGAGUGAAGGCAAAUUCUGUGCUACUUUCAAAGGGAUAUCCGUAAAUGAUGGAGACACUCCAAAAAAGACACCCUCUGCCACCAUCACGGUUACCAACACAGCUGUUGCCACUGCCACUGUUACUGCUACUGCCAUUGUCACUGCCACUGUCACGGCCACCGCGACCGCCACUGCCACAGCCACUACCACAGCCACUACGACAACCAUCUCCACCAUCACCUCUACCAUCACUACCGGCCUCAUGGACAGCAGUCACCUGGAGAUGGCGUCCUGGGCAGCCCUGCCCCUUCUGUCCAGCAGCACCACCAGUGUCCGGAGACCCAAGCUCACUUUUGACGACUCGGUUCACAAUGCUGAUUAUUACAUGCAAGAGGCUAAGAAGCUGAAGCACAAAGCUGAUGCACUGUUCGAGAAAUUUGGCAAAGCCGUGAAUUAUGCCGACGCAGCCCUGUCCUUCACCGAAUGUGGCAAUGCAAUGGAACGCGACCCUCUGGAAGCCAAGUCUCCGUAUACCAUGUACUCCGAGACUGUGGAGCUCCUCAGGUACGCGAUGAGACUGAAGAACUUUGCGAGCCCCUUGGCUUCAGACGGGGACAAAAAGCUGGCGGUAUUAUGCUACAGAUGUUUAUCACUUCUCUAUUUGCGGAUGUUCAAGCUGAAGAAGGACCAUGCUAUGAAGUACUCCAGAUCACUGAUGGAAUAUUUUAAGCAAAAUGCUUCAAAAGUCGCUCAGAUACCAUCUCCCUGGGUAGGCAAUGGAAAGAACACUCCAUCCCCGGUGUCUCUCAACAAUGUCUCUCCCAUCAAUGCAAUGGGCAGCUGUAACAACGGCCCGGUCACCAUCCCCCAGCGCAUUCACCACAUGGCCGCCAGCCAUGUCAACAUCACCAGCAACGUGUUACGGGGCUACGAACACUGGGACAUGGCCGACAAACUGACAAGAGAGAACAAAGAAUUCUUCGGCGAUCUGGACACACUGAUGGGGCCCCUGACCCAGCACAGCAGCAUGACCAAUCUCGUCCGCUACGUUCGCCAGGGACUGUGUUGGCUGCGCAUUGAUGCCCAUUUGUUGUAGUGGGCGCGCCCCCAUCUCCAGCAUCACCACCCAUCACUCUACCUCUACCAGAGCACCGACGGUCACUGGUGGAACUCCACUCAUUUGGGAAAGUUCUCUUUGCUUAUGUUUGUUUUUACGCUUCUUUUGAUAUCUGUGAAAAACAGAAGUCAUUGUAAGUGGACACUACAACUUGAGAGCAGUAUAUGUUUUAUUACUUAGUCAUUUUUCAGUAUUUUAUAUGCAUUUCUCAGAUCCCACCAUCCUUUUGUGCUUGAUACAAUGACACAGUCCCUACAGUAUUGUUUUAAGUCCACACUACCCAAAACAAAGAAUGGGAAGUACUUGUGAUGAUAACAGGUUCCUGAGAAAUGAAACGAUAUGUCAUAUAUAUAUAUGUGUAUAUAUAUAUAUAUAUAUAUACACAUAUAUAUAUGAACUUAGACACAAAGGACCUACUAAGAUUCAAAUUUUCCGCAAUAGCCAUUCCCCAAACGAUACUCUUAUGUCCAGAAAAGAACGUAUUUCAGAAUCCAUUGUUAAACUUUUGUGGUUCCCACGACUCAGUCUCCAGGUGAGAAUUUUCAUUGUCAAAACCCACUGGUUGGAUGUUGUAGCCACAUCAUAAAAUCAAGAGUAUUAAGAAAACAAAUAAGCAUAGCAAUGCCACUCUUAAAACAAUACUAUGGCAGACAACCAGAGGACUUCCUUGCUGACAUCCCUUCCCUGAUGCCCCGUUUUUAAAAUUUUAAUGAGAUGAAGUGGCAACAUGGAUUUCGACAACUUUAAGACAUCGGCUGGCAUUAAAUAUCUUUGAACUCCCUGAUCUGAAGCAUAAAUCCUCACCUGGGAUUCUCUUUUGUGUAAAGCUCUCCUUUUGAGGGGCAGUUAAGUGGGUGCACGCCCUAGGUGCCAAAAUACUGCACUCCGGUUUUAGAGAUGAGAGAUGAGGAGAGGUCUGGAAAUGUCCAAGGAACUCAUACCUCUGCAUUUUUGCAGUUGGUAGGCAGGUCCAUUACUGGCAGGAUAUUUUUAUUGUAUUCUGCUCAAAUCUCUGGAAACAAAAGUCAAGUUAUCACUACCUAGGAGUUAGAAUAUACAGUUUGCUUCCAAUUAUAAUCCACAUUUUCUAGUUCACAGUGUUUCUCCUUCUUCUUCUUCUUCUUCUUCUUCUUCUUCUUCUUCUUCUUCUUCUUCUUCUUCUUCUUCUUCCUCUUUCUUCUUCCUCUUUGAUCUUUCUUUACCUUUUUUGGAGCUCAUUAGCUUUUGACUGAAAUACUGAAAUCACUGAUGUUAUUAAAGUCUAUAUUAGCAUGAAUCAUUUCCAUGAACAUUCCAGAGAAAACUCCAAACUCUCUAAGUAGCGGCUAGCCCUUUAACAAAAAAUGAGUCUUGGGGUAACGCUUCACCCUAGGGUGCUUCGAAAGAGCCCUGAAGACUGGUAACAGCUCACUUAAUUUGGAGACAUUUCCACAUCACUUGUAAUUAUCCCCACCCCUUCUGAUCCUCCACAUUCAUUUUAUGUCCCCAAACAUCACCAUGUAAAUAUCAUCUUUGGUGUUCUAUCUCACCAGAAGAAUCCCCCACCUGUAGUCAACACUAGUCAUCCAUUAGUUCUUUAUAAUUACCUGCUGGUAUAUAAUUCCAUGUCACCUUGAAUCUGUUGAGUUUAUUGAAUUCUGUUCACUGAGCGAUGACCAGAUAAAUAGUAGACAUAUGCACAUGAAAGGUGCAAACUUGUGUGAUUCUUAAAGCCUGUCAUGCAAGUCUGUGAUAGGAACGGCAAGGGCUCACCCUGCACUCUUAAGGUUGUCAAGGUUAAGAUACAUUCCCAAUUGCAAAAGAGCCAGACUCAAGCUCCGCUCUGGUCAUCUUUGAGUUCAAGACCCUUUGUUUUAUAAUAAGGUUGUGGAAGUUGUACUCCAAUGGCUGAGGCCAUGUUGUCAGGUGACUGCUGGGAGCAUCCCAGCAGCUGAACCCACCACUUUCUAUGCUCCCAGUGUGGUUGAGCUUUACAUUUCGCGGUCUCCGCAACAACACACACACACACACAUACAGACGUGCACACAAAUGAAACCUGAGAGAAUCUUCUCUGAGCCUCUUAAAUGGGGAAAAUGAUAAUAUGAAAGAUUCCAAACAUCCAAGGUGGGUGUCACAUAUAAAAAUUAAGCUGAUGGCUUUGCAGUGACUCAAGUUCUCUGUUCGUUUUUCCAUGGCUGACCAGGUAGAGCGCCUGACUAUUACUAUAUAAUGAAGCCCACUGGCUUGACAUGUAAGUUCAACCUAAACCACGAUCCUAGACCAUCACAGAUUUAGGGGUAGAUUCUUCUUGAAAUUCAGUCUCCAGAAACUAGACACGCGAACGCUAGGGGCAGUUUCCAAAAGAAACCAGCAUCUUGCCUCGUGGAUGAAAGACCUAUAGCUCUAGUUUCAGCGAGUCCUUUGAUCUACUUUACAUACAACAGGGAGGCAGCAGAGAAUCCCGCUGCCUGAUGUCACCUCCGGUGGCUGACUAUACAGUGUGUGCCGAAUCAGCAACACGAUGAUCAAAUCUGACAGUUGAGCCCAGGAUCACCACCCGAUUAUUUAGCAGACCCAUUUAUAAAGCAGCUUAGAAACCAAUUAAACAUGGAGGAGGAAUGGCCCUCCUAUCCCUGGAGAUGAGACGGUCUUUGGUUUCACGAUUAAGGAUUGUUGCUGUUUUCCAGGCACUGUGUCCAUCACAUUGUGAAUGGUGAUGUGUGUCGUAGGUGUGUGGCUUAUGUGAGGGAUUGAGAUAUUUUGUCAAGUAAAUCUCUUCAUUGUACCAAUUUGUGGGAGGGAUGUAGGACAUGUGGAUGGCAGUGAGAGAGCCUGCCUGGAGACCUUGACAGAGGCUUGGUGAGACCCAUCUCAAUGAGCACACGGAGGCAGGGGAGUGGGCAGAGUAACGGGAAGCUCCACCUGAGCAAGUACACGGAAGGAUCUCGGCCCUGCAACGUGACCCAGGUAGGGCCACCACUAUGCCUUCCUUUGUCACCCAAGCUCCAACCACAGAGAGUUUGACAAGUUCGUGUUAGGAUGUUGGCUUGGCUUUGUAUUUUUAAUUAACUUUGGAUUUUUUAGUGGUUUUGUCAUAUUACUGUCUGAGUUCGGUAGGUAGGAUUAAUUUGGAAAAGAGUAUACUAGUGUGGUCCUCGGGGUAGAAUUUAGCCGUAAGCAUGUUGUUAGCCAGCCUGUAGACUGUUAAUUACUUAUUAAUCUCAUUGGGAAAAUACUCGUAGUUUUUAUAUUUGGAUGACAUAAUUGGAAAAGCAGAUUAGCUGCUGCUAACUGUUAAAAGACUUGAGGUUGACAUAAAAAGUUCCAAAUCUUCAGUCCAUAACCAAGUUGCUAAAUUGGAAACCAUUGGCUAAAAUGUGUUUUGUUGAGUUUCCAAAUGUCCGGAUUUGCAUUUGGACAUUGCACUGCUAAAUGCAUCGGAAAGAUACUUGCUCUGUCGUAUCUUUCCCAAAGCUGUCUGAUUCGGAGUUAGUUUUAUUCAGAUCUGCAUCCUGGAGGUUGAAGUUGGAGUAUGAAGUUGGAAAGCAUUUUUGAAGGCAGAAUCAGUUGAGCUGUGAGGGCUCCCCCCUCACGUACUUCUCACCAGACAUGAUAACAUUCACCUGCGUGAGUUGGCAGGUGCGAGAACCAAACUGGAUCGCUGGGUAGGACUACUCAGUAAGGCAAUGAACUCCUUGCUUAGAGAACCAUCACUAUCCCCAUUGAGAAACCGUGUGGCGAGACAGUGUAGCUACACAAUAUCAAAUGAAUGGGUUGAUUCAGUGCCCCCAGAUUGAAUUCUGCGGGGGAAAACUAUUGAGCCAGUUGUCACUGCUCGGUUAUGCAACUGGCGGACUAAACUCCUCUUUGUCGUCAUGGGUGUCUUUGUUGUUGUUGUUGUUGUUGUUUGUCAUUUCCACCCGCACAGCCUUAUUCUCAUAAUUAAACCCUGAUUCAUUUUCUCUUUGGUGUUAGCAAACUCCAACAGCAGAGAUGGCGUCUGUGUAUUGAUAAUUGGCAUUUACCCUGGCAGGAGGCUAAUCAGAUAGGCUGGUCUCAGACGUUAAUCCUACCAUCUGAUAUUUUCAGGGAAAGAAAAAGUAAUUCCCUUUCCAUUCUCCUCCUCGCAAAUCUAGAAGCCCUCUUUACCAAGAGCAUCACAUUUUCCUCCGUAAUCCAUCGACUCAAAGAAAAUUGCAUUGUGGGGAGGGCGGAGGGGGGUGGGGUGGGGGGGGUGGAGGGUAGAGAAGUCCUUCCAGGCCAGGCUGCAGUUCUUGCCCCUUUCUGCUUCUGACAUGAGAUGUUAAUGAAUCAUUCAUCAGGCUCACAUUGGGUUAGGGGAUACCGAACUGCUUUUCCGAUCCAUGAUCAAUCAUCGUUCUUCUAAGAGAUUGGAGCUUUGCUGUUUCAUUAACUGUGCAGUGUAGACUAAUGGUGUUUAAUAAAAAUCAUUCAAAAUUUCAAACUCUUUUGCCAGUGACCUCGAUUUUGUUGGCUCUUUGCUUUGUACUAGACUUUGAGGAGGGAAGGGGGAAGCAAAGGAAGCCUGCUACCAGGCGCCUGGCAGGAUGCUGCGGUGGCAAACCCAGUGGCCCCCAGCACUUGCUGGUGAGCGGCGGCAGCGUGCAGACCAGCUGGGGGAAACCUCCCGAGGAAUGCCACAGUGGAUGCUUUCAGCCGGGGAUAGCUUGUUCCUACUGAGGGACUCAUUGUUCUCCAGCCUCGGCAGCAGGAAGCCAGCUGCCAUAUCCGGAGUUUAAUAAGAACUGUAAACGCUUUACCUAUUUGGUUUUGGCCCCCACCACUCAUGUGGCUACCAAAUAGGAGAAGUAUCUCUGAGAGGAGAGCCCAGGGGGUGACAGCGGUAGCCAAAUGCAUCCCAGAUGCUCCAGCCUUCUUUGAACUCGGUGGCGGAGGAGCUCCGGGCAGGAAGCAGAAUUGGAGAAACCCCCAAACAGGCUGAGUUGGUGCCGCGUUGGCCAGAUGGAGAGCUAGCUUCUCCUUCGGUCAGCCUGGCAUGCAACCAGUGGGGUACUGGUAAAAUGUUUAACAGCCAGCCCUCUGAGAACAGAAAGCACCUGACUUACUUGUAGGGUUUGCCAAAUUCUGUAGUGUAAAUAUCCCCACCGUGGCUGAUCUUGAGCCACUAACUACGAUGUCGCAGAUCGCAGAGUUGGGAAGAGAUGCACGAAAAGUUGGGAGUCCGGGCAAGACAGCUCCAACACGCUACUGAAUGCAGCCAUCCAAAGAGGGUUCCGAUUUCACAUUUAUGUUCAUGUGGACGCACGCGUGCAAACACACAGCCAUGCACACAUGCAUACACUCGUGUGACAAGCUGUUUCAACCCUUUCAAAUGUGAAUUGAUCCUCUGUGAAUGUAGGUAGUUUGUGAUACGGACCGGGAGGUAUGGAUUUUAAGCAGGAAAGAGCUAAGAAGAAUGGCCUCUUGAGACCAAAGCAUAGACAAAUGGGGGGGGGGGGGUCAUCACAUCUCAAAGGAAAAAUAGCAGUGAGAUCAGCCCUUGGAAAAACCGAUAUGGUUGGUUGAAAAUAGGAUCAGUGAGUGUUCCUUUUAUCAUUAUCAUUUUGUAAACGUCCAACUGGAAUUUCUAACUUGUAAAAACUUGGAUAAAUUAUUUACUCUUCAUCCUUCUGAUGACAACCUCUGUGUAGUUAGGAAACAUUAGGGCCUCUAUGGAGAAUAGCACAAUCCCAAAUGCAUUGUGUUGUUUUCUCAUAAUAUGGAAACUCAGUAUUUCUCCCACCUCCCUCUUGUUCAGAAGAUUUUUACUUUAGUUAUUAGAGAUCGAAGUUACGUGUUUAACAUGUGUUUUUAGUUAAAAGUAUCUACUUACUGUCCUAGCUCUGAAUCAAACCAGGAUGUCUCCCGUAUCAAUUACAUGACUAAUACUCAGACAUGAUAUCCAAACCAAAAUAAUUCCCUUUUCUACUCAAUAUAAAGAAAACCAGGGUCACUAACAAGAAGGCAUAAACCUCUUUUAAGAGAGUGAGGUUUCCAUUAAACACACAAACACACACGUGCGUGCGUGCACAACUUUUUUUUUCCCUGGGCCUCC